Manihot esculenta (cassava) is the source of this 3339-nucleotide messenger RNA. RefSeq names its product ABC transporter G family member 28. The coding region runs from base 1 to 3339 and encodes 1112 amino acids. The transcript has 14 exons. The record is from RefSeq and is a predicted model, not a curated record. Gene Ontology annotation, molecular function: ATP hydrolysis activity; ATP binding; ABC-type transporter activity. Lineage: Eukaryota; Viridiplantae; Streptophyta; Magnoliopsida; Malpighiales; Euphorbiaceae.
AUGAUCAGAGAAAAGGGUAUUGCAGAAAGCUGUUGUUUUCUCUCUGUAACCCAUUUCUUUGUUGUUAUCUUCUUCACAUUGAGUCUGUUAUUAUUCUUGCAACCAAUUUCUUGCCAAAAUGAUCAAAAUUAUGGUAGUAGUGCAGCAGCGGAUCCUAAUGGCAAUCCAGCAAGAAAGCAGAUCUUCUCUCAGUUGGUUGUUAAUAGUUUCUCGAAUAUCACCUCCGUUUUCAAGAAAGACAUCAGCAAAUACUUUGGUUUCUGUGUAAUGGACGUGGAUGCAGAUUGGAAUAUGGCUUUCAAUUUCUCCGAAGACAGUACUUUCAUUACCAACUGUGCUAGGAAAACCAAAGGAGACUUUACUCAGCGAAUAUGCACAGCAGCAGAAGUGAAGUUCUACUUCAAUAGUUUCUUUCAACAAGGAUCAAAGAGAACACAUUAUAUGCAGCCUAACAAGAAUUGUAAUUUGAGUUCAUGGCUUGCUGGAUGUGAACCAGGAUGGGCUUGUAAUGUUGGUCCUGGUCAAAAAGUUGACCUUAAAAAUUCAGAAACUAUCCCUAGUAGAACUACUGAAUGUGCACCUUGUUGUGAAGGCUUCUUCUGUCCACAUGGUCUUACGUGCAUGAUACCAUGCCCACUGGGUGCUUACUGCCCACUUUCACAACUGAAUAAAACCACUGGUAUAUGUGACCCAUACAAUUACCAACUUCCUGCUGGGAAGCCAAAUCAUUCUUGUGGAGGAGCAGAUGUUUGGGCUGAUAUUUUGAGUACUAGAGAGAUGUUUUGUCCAAAAGGAUUUUUCUGUCCAUCCACAAUCGAGAAAAUUCCAUGCAGUAGUGGAUUUUACUGCAGGACUGGUUCCACAACUGAAAAAGGAUGUUUUCGGUUGGCAACUUGUGAUCCAAAAUCAUCAAAUCAAAAUAUCACUGCAUAUGGCAUCAUGGUUUUUGCUGGAUUGUGUUUUAUGCUCCUCAUUAUUUACAACUGUUCGGAUCAAGUUCUUGCAACUCGAGAGAGAAGACAAGCAAAAACUAGAGAAAAAGCAGUUCAAAGUGUGAGAGAAACAGUGCAAGCACGCGAAAAAUGGAAAUCAGCAAAAGAGAUUGCCAAGCAACGUGCAAUUGAUCUACAAGCUCAAUUAUCACGAACAUUUACUCGUUCAAAAUCUAAAAUGCAAACAGAUCAAGUUACAAAAGGUACUGGUCAAGCUAAACCUGGAACAGAUGCUGCCUUACAAUCCUUGCCUGGAGGUAAUUCAUCUGCACCAAAAACAGGAAAGAAAAAGGAGAAAAGUAACCUUACAAAUAUGUUACAAGAAAUGGAAGAUAAUCCUGGGAGCCAUCAAGGCUUCAAUAUAGAGACUUCAGAUAAAAAUACGAAAAAGCACGCACCAAAGGGUAAAGAGUUGCACACUCAGAGCCAAAUGUUCAGGUAUGCAUAUGGACAGAUUGAAAAAGAAAAGGCUAUGCAUGAGGGUAAGAACUUGACCUUCUCAGGGGUACUUUCAAUGGGUGGUGAUGUUGAAAUCAGGAAGAGACCUUUGAUUGAGAUUAGUUUUAAGGACUUAACCCUCACUUUGAAACAUAAAAAAAGACAUCUACUGAGGUGUGUGACUGGGAAAUUAUCACCUGGUCGAGUUUCUGCUGUCAUGGGGCCAUCUGGGGCUGGAAAAACAACUUUUCUUUCUGCUUUGACUGGAAAAGCAGCUGGCUGCAAUGUAACAGGUAUGGUUCUUGUAAAUGGUAAGGCAGAGCCGAUUCAAGCAUACAAGAAAAUCAUUGGUUAUGUGCCUCAAGAUGAUAUUGUGCAUGGAAACUUGACAGUGGAGGAGAAUCUCUGGUUCAGCGCAAGAUGCAGACUCUCUGCUGAUCUACCAAAGGCAGAAAAGGUUCUAGUCGUCGAAAGAGUCAUUGAGUCCUUGGGGCUACAGCCAGUGCGGGAUUCUCUAGUGGGGACAGUGGAGAAGAGAGGAAUUUCUGGAGGUCAAAGAAAACGAGUAAAUGUUGGGCUUGAAAUGGUUAUGGAACCUUCACUUCUGAUAUUGGAUGAACCCACAUCUGGUUUAGACAGCUCAUCUUCCUUUUUACUGCUCAGGGCUCUUCGACGGGAAGCUCUUGAAGGUGUAAACAUCUGCAUGGUUGUCCAUCAACCAAGCUAUACAUUGUUCAACAUGUUUGAUGAUUUGAUACUUCUAGCGAAGGGUGGCCUAACGGCCUACCAUGGACCAGUAAAGAAAGUUGAAGAAUACUUUGCCGGCCUUGGGAUUACUUUACCUGACCGUAUGAAUCCUCCAGAUUACUUCAUUGACAUUUUGGAAGGGAUCGUAAAACCGAGCUCAGGUGUGAACUUUAAACAGCUUCCAAUUAGAUGGAUGCUUCAUAAUGGCUACCCAGUUCCUAUGGAUAUGCUUCAGAAUACUGAUGAAAUGAGACCAUCCACAAGUGAUUCAACACAAGGAGAACCAGAGUCUUUUGCUGGGGAGUUUUGGAAGGAUAUGAAAACUAAUGUUGAGAUGAAGAAAGAAAAUUUAGAACUCAAUAUCUCAAACUUAGAUGACUUAUCCAAUCGAAAAACUCCAGGUGUCUUUCAACAGUACAGAUACUUCCUGGGGAGGAUAUGCAAGCAGAGACUAAGAGAAGCAAGGACACAGGCUGUAGAUUUUUUGAUCUUAUUACUGGCUGGAAUCUGCUUAGGGACAUUAGCUAAAGUGAGCGAUGAAACUUUUGGAGUGAUUGGUUACACAUACACUGUGAUUGCAGUCUCUUUACUCUGCAAGAUUGCAGCUUUGAGAUCAUUUUCUUUGGACAAGCUACAUUAUUGGAGAGAAAGUUCUUCAGGCAUGAGUGGCUUGGCUUAUUUUCUUGCUAAGGAUACAGUUGAUCAUUUCAACACAAUUGUCAAGCCAAUAGUGUAUUUGUCAAUGUUCUACUUCUUCAACAAUCCAAGAUCAACAGUCACAGAUAAUUAUGUAGUUUUAACCUGUCUGGUUUAUUGCGUGACAGGGAUAGCUUAUGCAUUAGCCCUUUUCUUAGAAGCUGGUCCAGCUCAGCUGUGGUCGGUGCUUCUUCCAGUUGUUUUGACCUUGAUAGCAACCCGUGGUGACAGCAGCUUUGUUUCAAAAAUUGCUGACCUGUGUUACACUAAAUGGGCAUUGGAAGCAUUUGUGAUAUCAAAUGCUAAAAGAUAUUAUGGUGUAUGGCUAAUAACACGGUGCGGCUCGCUCAUGGAAAGUGGGUAUGAUAUCAGGGAUUGGUACCGUUGUUUAAUCUUACUCAUUGUUUCUGGCUUGGGUAGUCGUAUUGUUGCCUUCAUGAUUAUGAUUACCUUCCAAAAGAAGUAA